Molecule: messenger RNA, 2220 nt
Organism: Ostrinia furnacalis (Asian corn borer)
Lineage: Eukaryota; Metazoa; Arthropoda; Insecta; Lepidoptera; Crambidae
Product: homeobox protein aristaless-like 3
Exons: 3
Coding region: 330-1451 (373 amino acids)
Biological process (GO): regulation of transcription by RNA polymerase II
Molecular function (GO): RNA polymerase II transcription regulatory region sequence-specific DNA binding; DNA-binding transcription factor activity, RNA polymerase II-specific
Source: RefSeq, a predicted model, not a curated record
UCCCGCCGCGCUCGGACGCGCUACUCAUUGGCUCCGAUCCUACGUUCGGUCUCGUAUUAUGGUAAUAUAAAUUGACCAACCGUAGAGCAAAUUCGGUUAGUUCGUUAAAGUUGAUUAAAGCCAUUUAACCGGGACGGACACGAGGAUACGAACGGCGCGAGCGUUCGUCGAUCCCGAGGGCUCGAUUAAAUGAAGUUAAAUUGUUUAAUAUCUGCGUCGUGCGAUCGCCGGUGAGCCGGAGUCGGGUGCCUGAGGCUGCAGCGGCCGCGACGGAGCCGAGCGAGGUGGGCGCGGAGGUAGCGGGCCCGCACCCGCCGCCGGCCGACUACAUGUACGUGUGCGGGGACGGCGCCGGGCCCGGCGCGCGCUACGACUGCGCCUUCGACGGGCCGCCGAUGGACCAGCCGCCCUUCGAGGACCACAUGUUCGGCGAGUUCGGCAAGGACCGCCACGUGCAGGUGGUGGUGGGCGCCGCGGGCGAGCUGCAGUACCGCGACGAGAUCCCCGUGUUCGCGAGUGCUGCAGAACAGAAGCGCAAGGAGGAGCCGCUGAUGCUGCAGCCGGUGGAGUCCACGGCGGCGCCGCACCCGCCGCCGCCACCGCCGCCUACUACUACGAAGAAAAGCGACAAGAAAAAGGGCGACAACAAUGGAAUAAAGAAGAAGAAAACAAGAACGACAUUCACAGCCUAUCAGUUGGAGGAGUUGGAACGAGCGUUCGAAAGAGCGCCAUACCCUGACGUCUUUGCAAGAGAGGAACUGGCUCUAAAACUUAACUUAUCCGAAUCACGAGUACAGGUAUGGUUCCAAAACAGAAGAGCUAAAUGGAGAAAACGUGAGCCUCCACGAAAGACCGGCUACAUCGGCUCUAGCUCACCAAGUUCGACCACCUUGGGCGGCGGUUUCACCGGCAUCGGGGGCAACCUGCCCGCAUUCCCUCAAAACGGCUUAUCAGCACCGGCGGACUCCUGGUCGUACCAGCACUCUUACGAGCUUUCCUCGCACCACUUGCUCUCAUCAAGCAGCAGUGGAUACCCCGCCUUUAACGCGCAGCCAGCGGCUUAUUCUUACACCACGGUUCUAAACGGGCACGACGGCCAAAUGUUUGCGCCGCGGCAUUCUUACGAGUAUGGCGAGGGCAGCCCGCCUCCCUUAGGUGUGCGGGAUUACCCAAUGAUGGCCGCUCACUCACCACAAAUGGAACCACAUGCGCAUGAGGAUAAGCUCGAAUAUCGCUCGCACGAGCACGAGGAUAAGUAUUCAGCUUGUGCAUUGCAGGAAGAACCGCCCAGGUACUCGCAACCACCAGAAGACUACGAGAAUAGCGGGAUGGUCCCCCACGAAAAGCACUACGAGAUGGAGAGGCACGGGGAACUCGGCCAACCAGUGGUCGUGAAGAUGGAGCCGACCUCCGGCCAAGCCUAUACUACUCUGCCCCCUUUUUUGAAUUGAAAUACUCCUUUUCGAAAUUAUCUUAACGCAGAGUAUAAUUUCGAAAAGGAGUAUUAUGAUUUUCCGAAUUUCCAGAUCGCAGCGCAACUUUGUUGAUGGUUGAUCUUAAUCCAAUUAAUUUACAUGACGUUCGCAUUUAAUUUUUCAUUACGAAUAGAGUAUUUUUAUUACUUUGCUAUUAUUAUGUAUGUAGGUAUCGUUGUGUGUAAGGCUUAGAUCAGUUAAAAGCAUAAUACUCGUAUGUAGGUAUUUUUAUUAAAUAAAUCUGUUUUCGAUGUAUUAAACAUUAGUGCCCAAAUUGGAGUGAAAAUUUGCAAUAAAUGUAAAUAGAAUUAACAAUCAGGAUUCUUAAAUUAUCUCUUAUUGAUAAAUAAUUAUAUUUUAGGAGUUAUAAAGUACUAUAUUAUGCUGUAAUUAUUAUGAUUAGUAACUUCACUUCUUGUGCAUUCCCUGUGCCUUAUAAAUGAUUUCUGAAGUCUUUUCAGACAAAAGAAACUUAAUUAUGUAUUUAUAAAAUGUUGAUGUUGUGUAGGUUUAUAUUUUAUGCAAGUUUGGUUAAAAGUAUCGAUAAUAUUAUCGACAAAGGGACGAUCGUUUUGUGAGAAGAAGUUUCAUAAAUAUUAUAACAUUUUUUGCUUUUAGUGUGGAUGAGUGUGUAUUGUAGGUUUAUUUAUCAAUUAAUUUCGGAUAAAUUAGUAUUAUAGGCAGCAUUACGAAAUACUUAUUAUAACAAAAUUGAAUCGCUGUAAAUAUAAUUAACGUGAAUGAU